AUGGAACAAGUAUCUAAUACUGUUGGAGACAAAAUUGUAAGACAUACAAAUAUUCUGAAGUCGUACGAUACAAUUCAAGCUUUUUUAGAAAAAAUAUCAUUGUGGCAACGCCGUCUUUGUGCGACCAAACCUAAUUUCUCAUCUUUUCCACGGCUUAAUGAACUUCUUGAUGAUACCGAAAAUCACAUAUUAAAUAUUAUCGAGAAUGAGUUUAAGGAAUUGAUUUCAGCACAUCUGGUAUCUUUAAAAGACCAACUAUCAAAGUAUUUUCCUGAUAUUUCUACAGAGAACUGGCAAUUUAAAUUAGUAUUAGAUCCAUUCAAAAUUGAUGUGGACAUACUUCCAGAUUAUCUUCAAGAGCAAACCAUCGACCUUAAGAAUGAUUCACAAGCAAAAGAAGACUUUAAAAAUAAGACUGUUGAAGAUUUUUGGCUGUGUUAUCUCUCUAUUUAUCCGGAAGUUGCCAAUGAAGCUGCGAAGUUAUUGGUUCAGUUUUCUUCCACCUACCUCUGCGAGUCUGGCUUUUCGGCGCUUGCUUAUAUAAAAUAG
This is a messenger RNA of Metopolophium dirhodum (rose-grain aphid), 549 nucleotides long. RefSeq names its product protein FAM200C-like. Lineage: Eukaryota; Metazoa; Arthropoda; Insecta; Hemiptera; Aphididae. The record is from RefSeq and is a predicted model, not a curated record. The coding region runs from base 1 to 549 and encodes 182 amino acids. The transcript has 2 exons.